AUGAAAUAAAAAUUAAGCAAUGCAAUGGUUUUAGAUGAGAAGACUGUUUCAGAUAUUAUAUGGAAAUUAUUAAAUGCAUUAGCACAUAUUCAUUAAAUGAAUAUUUUUCAUAGAGAUAUUAAAUUAGAAAAUAUAUAAUUUAAAAAUCAAAAAGAAUUAGCAGAUGUUUAAUUAAUAAAUUUCUCUACAGCGGAUUUUAUUAAUAAAAAAUCAAAUAAAAAUUAUAAAAAAUAAGGCACGGCAGGAUUUAUUGCCCCUGAAAUUUUUAAGACUUUUUAAUAUAAUUAAAAAGUAGAUGUUUUUUCACUUGGAGUUAUUUUUUAUAUACUUUUGUAUGGAAAAUUACCUUUUGAUUCAAAUACAGUAGAAAAUAUUAUUAAAUUAAAUGAAAAAUGUGAAAUUAAUUUCGAUAUAAAUAAACAUAUUAUUAAAUGUUCAUCUUCAGCAAUGGACUUAUUAAAAUAAAUGCUUGAAAAAGAUCCAUUAUUAAGACCUAAUGCUUCUGUUCUUUUAAAUCAUACAUGGUUUGUAAAUAUGAAAAAUAAAUUACCUUAAGUUUAUAAUACUAUGACUACUAUUAUCGAAAGAUCUUUUGAAUGCGGAGAUAAUAGUAGAAUAAGUUUUUUAAUUAAAAAUGGAGUUGGUGUAAAUAUGAAUUAUGAUAUUAAUUCUGAGUCUACCACCUUUUUUGAAGAAAAUUCACUUGGUGUUGAAACCUUAAAUUAAAAAAUGAUAAAUUUAAAUAGUGAAAUUUAUUAGAAAAUUCCUUCAAAAAUUAAACAUAAGUAAAGUUUUUGA
This is a messenger RNA of Ichthyophthirius multifiliis, 798 nucleotides long. RefSeq names its product protein kinase domain protein. Gene Ontology annotation, biological process: protein phosphorylation; mitotic DNA damage checkpoint signaling. The transcript has 3 exons. Gene Ontology annotation, molecular function: ATP binding; protein serine/threonine kinase activity. NCBI's taxonomy places the organism in Eukaryota, Ciliophora, Oligohymenophorea, Hymenostomatida. The record is from RefSeq and is a predicted model, not a curated record. Gene Ontology annotation, cellular component: cytoplasm; nucleus.